AUGACCGAAGACGUGACGGAUCUCGAAGAGCACGCGAAGGCACACGAGGAGGAGGCAUCGUCUGGCGUGGCUUCCUCUUCUUCACAGAAGGCGUCGUGUGCACUGUGCAUGGAGCCGACGUCCGAUCUGGAGAAGCAUCUCAUCGAACAGCACCGAAUCGCUGAAAGUGCCAUCGAGAAGUUUCUACUGGCAGAGAGGACUGGGAAUCAGAAUCUUCAAAAAAUCAACCUUUCCAGAUUUUUUCAACUUCCUCAACCUCUAAUCCAGCCAAGACUCCCUAAAACCCUGAAGUCUUCCAGAGAAGCCUCCACGUCAUCUGAACCGUCGCCAGAAUUCCCGCAUCGGUGCUCCAAGUGCUCCAUGGCGUUCCGAAGCGAAUCGCAACUCCAGACGCACUCUCUUCAGCACGUCUUCCAAAGUUUUCACAAGUGUCCGACGUGUGGCGACUCAUUUGAUGAGAACAACAUUGUUACCCAUAUGCUGGAACACACAAAAGAAGAAUGUGAAAUGUGCUCGGAAACGUUUCCAUCAAAAGAAGCUUUUCUAUCUCAUCUGAAUUCGGCACGUCAUCUGCAGCAAGCCAAAAAACAGUUGGAAAGCACAAUGGUGGACCUUAAUUCGCAGGACCCCACAUCUUCCGAAAAGCAACGAGUUUAUGUGUGUAACGUCUGCAAACAGUCGUAUCCACAAGCGGCUAAUCUCGACGUACACAUGCGAUCAGUGACACAUCAAAGUCGGAUGGGUCGGCUGGCCGAAUUGGUCGCCAACGGAGAUCUGAACCCAGAGAAGCCCGUCUUCGAGCAACCGGGUAUACCUGCGCAGACCAUUCAGAGCUUCAUUGAGACGACCUCCUCCCAACCCAAUCUCAACGACCUGAUGUCGCUGCUCACUAGGUCGGAAUCUGAUGACGUUCGAGAAGAAGUGAAUGGUCUUCAAUUGCUCACACAAAUCAGAGUCUAUGGGGAACCCAAAAUCACAAGUUUGGUCCCAGGAUUAGAUGGGAAAAUCGACAACAUUGCACUGUUUGACGAUCAGCAAGCACUGGAAAUUUCGAAAAUCGAUUGUGGCGUUUGUGGUCAGCAAAUCGUAGGAAUCCUGGCCCUCAACCUUCAUUACGAGGAAUCUCACUCCUCGAAAAUCCCAUCUGAUGUUCUUAGGAAGUUCGGUGAGAAGAUUCUAGUCGCCGUACAGCAUAUCAAUCGGGAGAACAAGAGUAAUGAUGGCUCACAGAGCCCACAGAGCAAUGAUGACGAGCCUCUGGAGAAGAAGAUCAAGAUGGAGCAUAACGUUGAUCCAAACGCAGCUGCCAAUCAAUUCGCAAUGUUUCAACAGAUGAUGAGUUGCUUCCCAUUCAUGGCACCUCCUGGAGCCGCUGGUGCGUUUUCUGGGUUCUCACCGGAGAUGUUGAAUCAGUUGAUGAAUCCGGCGGCUGCAGCGGCGGCUGCAGCUGCUGCUGCAAACGUUGGGAAUAGUUCCACACAGAAGCGAGCGAGGACAAGGAUCACUGAUGAUCAGUUAAAGGUUUUGAGACAAUACUUCAACAUCAACAACUCCCCAUCGGAGGCUCAAAUCAAGGAAAUGUCCCAAAAGUCGGGACUUCCGGAGAAAGUAAUCAAGCAUUGGUUCCGCAACACACUCUUCAAGGAACGCCAACGCGACAAAGACUCCCCAUACAACUUUAGCAUUCCACCUCAGAUGGGCAUCGACCUCGACGUCUAUGAGAAGACUGGAGAGACCAAAGUGCACUCUCUGAGCAGCGAAACCCCAAUUAAAUCGGAAUUGAGCUCUGCGCGAGCAACACCAACGCUUCCCCUACCACUGGUUGUCGAGGAAAAGAAGCUUCCAGAGAAGAUUCCAGAGACCAAGAGCCAAUCCUCAUCAGCUUCUUCCUCUCAGCUCAACCUCCAAGCAAUGCUCUCUCAAAUGCAAAACAACUUUUUCGACCCAACCACUUUUAUGGCCGCUGCCGCGAACCCCAUGACCAAUCCAUCAACCCCGUCGUCAUGUAACACAACUUCUAGUGGUCGGAGAGCCAAUCGAACACGAUUCACGGAUUUCCAGCUACGCACGCUUCAGCAGUUCUUUGACAAGCAAGCCUAUCCAAAAGAUGAUGACUUGGAAGCGUUGAGCAAGAAGUUGCAGUUGAGCCCACGGGUAAUUGUCGUGUGGUUCCAGAAUGCGAGGCAGAAGGCGCGAAAGAUCUAUGAGAAUCAGCCGAAUCACGAGAACUCGGAUCGAUUUGUGCGGACGCCGGGGUCGAAUUUUCAGUGUAAAAGAUGCAACCAAGUCUUCCAACGCUACUACGAACUCAUCCAACAUCAGCAGAAGAAGUGCUACAAGGACGACGGCGCCGCACUGGCCAGCGAUAACAAAAGUGUGGAAGAAUCGUUGACCGACGAGGAAAAAGCUCAACUGCUAGCCCAACAACAAGUCCUCACAAUGGAUAUUCCAAAGUUCCAACCAGCGGAUCUUCUUAAGAUGAUUGGUGCCGCCGGUGGCUCCAGCUCCUCCAGUGAUGUCCUAAUGAAGAUGUGCGAGAAUAUUGGAUUCCACAAAACGUGUCUUUUUUGUCAGCAAGAGUUCCGGGACAAGAAUGCGAUGACAGAGCAUAUGAACCAGAAGCAUAACAUGGCUUUUGCCAACAUCGAUGUUGAUAUGAUGCCAGACGCGUCGGAUAUGUUUCUAGAUAAUAAGGAGUCAGCGUUGGACCUAUCUGGGUCAUCAGUAGACUAUCGAGAGUCGAUUAGUACGAGUCCUCCAAGAUCUGAAGAUGAUGUGCUCACGGAGCAACUCGAUGAUUCUACUUUCGCAGCGUUGCUCUCAAAUGGGGGCUCUGGAUCCGAGUGUAGGUCGCCAGCAAGCAGCUCAAAACGAUUUCGUACCCAUUUAACACCGAUGCAAGUUCAAAUGAUGAAAAGUGUAUUCAAUGAAUACAAGACGCCAUCGAUGGCCGAGUGUGAGCUUCUAGGGAAGGAGGUGGGACUUCACAAACGUGUCGUUCAAGUGUGGUUUCAAAAUGCGAGAGCCAAGGAGAGAAAGACACGGGGUACUGUAGACGAAGAGUCGAGAUCCGGGGAAUUGAAUUGUGAGCAGUGUGACAAAAGUUUUGGGACGAGAUUGGCACUGCAGGAUCAUCUUUUCACGGCGGAGCAUAUUGGUGUGUUGAGAGCACAGCUUAAGAAGGAAGGGGUGUCGGAAUUGACGACGGCGUCGGUGACCGAGUGCUCGCCGGAGAAGAAAUCCUCCAAAACGGCUCAAAACGCGUUCGACCUGUCUGGGUUCCCAUUUCUAAACCCACUAAUUGACAUUCAAAUGUACGGAACACCAAUUCAGUUUUUGCAAGUACCCGAGGAAAUCAAAACCCAAAUUUCCACGGAUAUAAAGGAGAAAAAACCGCGUACCGUAUUCUCUCAGGACGGGUUAAACGUCGAAAAACUGAAAGACGCGCUUCCGGAAAACGAAAAAUCCCAUUUGACGACUACUCAAAAAGAGGUCGGAUGGGCGUGUCCCACGUGUACAUUUGUGUUCCAAGAGGAGAAGAAGCUCCGCGAGCAUCAACGACAAAUUUGUCAAUGUGAUAAGACCUCCUCCCAACCCAAUCUCAACGACCUGAUGUCGCUGCUCACUAGGUCGGAAUCUGAUGACGUUCGAGAAGAAGUGAAUGGUCUUCAAUUGCUCACACAAAUCAGAGUCUAUGGGGAACCCAAAAUCACAAGUUUGGUCCCAGGAUUAGAUGGGAAAAUCGACAACAUUGCACUGUUUGACGAUCAGCAAGCACUGGAAAUUUCGAAAAUCGAUUGUGGCGUUUGUGGUCAGCAAAUCGUAGGAAUCCUGGCCCUCAACCUUCAUUACGAGGAAUCUCACUCCUCGAAAAUCCCAUCUGAUGUUCUUAGGAAGUUCGGUGAGAAGAUUCUAGUCGCCGUACAGCAUAUCAAUCGGGAGAACAAGAGUAAUGAUGGCUCACAGAGCCCACAGAGCAAUGAUGACGAGCCUCUGGAGAAGAAGAUCAAGAUGGAGCAUAACGUUGAUCCAAACGCAGCUGCCAAUCAAUUCGCAAUGUUUCAACAGAUGAUGAGUUGCUUCCCAUUCAUGGCACCUCCUGGAGCCGCUGGUGCGUUUUCUGGGUUCUCACCGGAGAUGUUGAAUCAGUUGAUGAAUCCGGCGGCUGCAGCGGCGGCUGCAGCUGCUGCUGCAAACGUUGGGAAUAGUUCCACACAGAAGCGAGCGAGGACAAGGAUCACUGAUGAUCAGUUAAAGGUUUUGAGACAAUACUUCAACAUCAACAACUCCCCAUCGGAGGCUCAAAUCAAGGAAAUGUCCCAAAAGUCGGGACUUCCGGAGAAAGUAAUCAAGCAUUGGUUCCGCAACACACUCUUCAAGGAACGCCAACGCGACAAAGACUCCCCAUACAACUUUAGCAUUCCACCUCAGAUGGGCAUCGACCUCGACGUCUAUGAGAAGACUGGAGAGACCAAAGUGCACUCUCUGAGCAGCGAAACCCCAAUUAAAUCGGAAUUGAGCUCUGCGCGAGCAACACCAACGCUUCCCCUACCACUGGUUGUCGAGGAAAAGAAGCUUCCAGAGAAGAUUCCAGAGACCAAGAGCCAAUCCUCAUCAGCUUCUUCCUCUCAGCUCAACCUCCAAGCAAUGCUCUCUCAAAUGCAAAACAACUUUUUCGACCCAACCACUUUUAUGGCCGCUGCCGCGAACCCCAUGACCAAUCCAUCAACCCCGUCGUCAUGUAACACAACUUCUAGUGGUCGGAGAGCCAAUCGAACACGAUUCACGGAUUUCCAGCUACGCACGCUUCAGCAGUUCUUUGACAAGCAAGCCUAUCCAAAAGAUGAUGACUUGGAAGCGUUGAGCAAGAAGUUGCAGUUGAGCCCACGGGUAAUUGUCGUGUGGUUCCAGAAUGCGAGGCAGAAGGCGCGAAAGAUCUAUGAGAAUCAGCCGAAUCACGAGAACUCGGAUCGAUUUGUGCGGACGCCGGGGUCGAAUUUUCAGUGUAAAAGAUGCAACCAAGUCUUCCAACGCUACUACGAACUCAUCCAACAUCAGCAGAAGAAGUGCUACAAGGACGACGGCGCCGCACUGGCCAGCGAUAACAAAAGUGUGGAAGAAUCGUUGACCGACGAGGAAAAAGCUCAACUGCUAGCCCAACAACAAGUCCUCACAAUGGAUAUUCCAAAGUUCCAACCAGCGGAUCUUCUUAAGAUGAUUGGUGCCGCCGGUGGCUCCAGCUCCUCCAGUGAUGUCCUAAUGAAGAUGUGCGAGAAUAUUGGAUUCCACAAAACGUGUCUUUUUUGUCAGCAAGAGUUCCGGGACAAGAAUGCGAUGACAGAGCAUAUGAACCAGAAGCAUAACAUGGCUUUUGCCAACAUCGAUGUUGAUAUGAUGCCAGACGCGUCGGAUAUGUUUCUAGAUAAUAAGGAGUCAGCGUUGGACCUAUCUGGGUCAUCAGUAGACUAUCGAGAGUCGAUUAGUACGAGUCCUCCAAGAUCUGAAGAUGAUGUGCUCACGGAGCAACUCGAUGAUUCUACUUUCGCAGCGUUGCUCUCAAAUGGGGGCUCUGGAUCCGAGUGUAGGUCGCCAGCAAGCAGCUCAAAACGAUUUCGUACCCAUUUAACACCGAUGCAAGUUCAAAUGAUGAAAAGUGUAUUCAAUGAAUACAAGACGCCAUCGAUGGCCGAGUGUGAGCUUCUAGGGAAGGAGGUGGGACUUCACAAACGUGUCGUUCAAGUGUGGUUUCAAAAUGCGAGAGCCAAGGAGAGAAAGACACGGGGUACUGUAGACGAAGAGUCGAGAUCCGGGGAAUUGAAUUGUGAGCAGUGUGACAAAAGUUUUGGGACGAGAUUGGCACUGCAGGAUCAUCUUUUCACGGCGGAGCAUAUUGGUGUGUUGAGAGCACAGCUUAAGAAGGAAGGGGUGUCGGAAUUGACGACGGCGUCGGUGACCGAGUGCUCGCCGGAGAAGAAAUCCUCCAAAACGGCUCAAAACGCGUUCGACCUGUCUGGGUUCCCAUUUCUAAACCCACUAAUUGACAUUCAAAUGUACGGAACACCAAUUCAGUUUUUGCAAGUACCCGAGGAAAUCAAAACCCAAAUUUCCACGGAUAUAAAGGAGAAAAAACCGCGUACCGUAUUCUCUCAGGACGGGUUAAACGUCGAAAAACUGAAAGACGCGCUUCCGGAAAACGAAAAAUCCCAUUUGACGACUACUCAAAAAGAGGUCGGAUGGGCGUGUCCCACGUGUACAUUUGUGUUCCAAGAGGAGAAGAAGCUCCGCGAGCAUCAACGACAAAUUUGUCAAUGUGAUAAGACGCUAACUCUGGUUCAGACCCACUACUCGUGCAAAUCUUGUAAAUCCGAUUUUUGCCUUCAAUCCGAAUACCUCUUCCAUCUCUCAAUGCCACCCCAUAUCUAG
Messenger RNA from Caenorhabditis briggsae, 6423 nucleotides. It is a transcript of the gene Cbr-zfh-2, whose product is annotated as Protein CBR-ZFH-2. Bases 1 to 6423 code for a protein of 2140 amino acids. The transcript has 18 exons. NCBI's taxonomy places the organism in Eukaryota, Metazoa, Nematoda, Chromadorea, Rhabditida, Rhabditidae. Gene Ontology annotation, molecular function: RNA polymerase II cis-regulatory region sequence-specific DNA binding; zinc ion binding; DNA-binding transcription factor activity, RNA polymerase II-specific. Gene Ontology annotation, biological process: regulation of transcription by RNA polymerase II. Gene Ontology annotation, cellular component: nucleus. The record is from RefSeq and is a predicted model, not a curated record.